Cherax quadricarinatus is the source of this 2691-nucleotide messenger RNA. Lineage: Eukaryota; Metazoa; Arthropoda; Malacostraca; Decapoda; Parastacidae. The record is from RefSeq and is a predicted model, not a curated record.
UGGUGCACCUGACUGGCUGCCGGAGUGUAAGCGACGUGUUUACCUUGUGCUGUGAGGCACCCGCCGCUGACACGACUCCCACCAGUUUUCUCCUUCAAAACAUGACUAUGUCUCGUCUCAGUCCAGCAGACCCCAAUUCCUACUCUAGACCUGAUCAGGUUGUGGUGUCUUCAAUUCACCUAAAUUGGGAUGUAGAUUUUCCAAGCAAGAUUAUCUCAGGCACAGCCACGCUCACUGUUGAUCGUAAACAGGAUGAUGCUGUGCAUUUGAUUCUUGAUACUCGGGACUUAACAAUUAAGAGCGUGAAGGAUGAGGAAACCGGGCAGGUUUUGCAGUAUACUCUUGGAGAACCCCAUCCCAAUUUUGGAUCUGAGCUGAAAAUUGCUCUUUCUUCAGAUGCAAAGAAACAGUUGAAGGUUCAAAUAGAGUAUGAAACUUCAGCAAGUAGCUCUGCCCUACAAUGGCUGGCCCCAGAGCAAACAGCUGGGAAACAACAUCCAUAUGUGUUCUCCCAGUGUCAGGCCAUCCACUGUCGCUCCUUGGUUCCUUGUCAGGAUACACCAACAGUAAAAAUGCCUUACACUGCAGAGGUUAGUGCCCCUUCUGAGCUGGUGGUGCUCAUGAGUGCACUGAGAGAGGGUCAGCAGGAGAAAGGAAAUCGUAAGGUUUUCAGGUUUCGACAGCCAGUGCCAAUGCCUUCAUACUUAAUAGCAAUAGCAGUGGGAGCGCUAGAGAGUAGGAAGAUUGGACCACGCUCUCUGGUAUGGUCUGAGAAGGAGCUCGUCGAGAAAGCAGAAUAUGAGUUUUCUGAGACAGAGACAAUGCUGAAAACUGCAGAAGAGCUGUGUGGGGACUAUGUUUGGGGACAGUAUGACCUGCUCAUCCUACCUCCAAGUUUUCCUUAUGGUGGAAUGGAGAACCCAUGUCUGACAUUUGUUACACCCACUCUCCUGGCAGGCGACCGUUCACUGGCAGAUGUCAUUGCUCAUGAAAUUACGCAUAGCUGGACAGGCAAUCUCGUGACAAAUUCGAACUGGCAGGACUUCUGGCUCAAUGAAGGCUUUACCAAGUUCAUUGAGAGAAAAAUUAUUGGAAGACUGCAUGGGGAAAAAACAAGACCUUUUUCUGCCCUUGGAGGAUGGAAGGAUCUAGCAGAAUGUAUUCGCACAAGAGGCGAGAAAGACUCACUGACUUGCCUUGUACCAGACUUGACUGGGGUAGAUCCAGAUGAUGCCUUUUCUAUUGUACCUUACGAGAAAGGGCACACAUUACUCUGGUACCUGGAAACACUGGUGGGAGGACCAGAUGAGUUUGAGCCCUUCUUAAAGGCAUACCUGGAUAAGUUCAAGUAUCAGUCAAUUACCUCAGACACUUUCCGCAGUUUCCUUUUUGAGUUCUUUGUGGACAAGAAAAAGGUGUUUGAUGCUGUAGACUGGCAGGCUUGGUGGCACACCCCUGGCAUGCCUCCUGUUAAACCUGAGUUUGAUGACUCCUUGGCUGUGGCAUGCAAAGAUCUCUGCAAACGAUGGGUCGAGUGGGACAUAACAAAAGACUGCCCCUUCCGUAAAGAAGAUCUCAACAAUAUGUCUGCCAAUCAGAUACGAGAGUGGCUAGCUCAAAUGUUGGAGGAAGAACCAAUGCCAGUGAGAAAGCUUGAAAAGAUGGACGAGUUGUACAGCAUGUCCUCCCGCAAUAACUCGGAAAUCAAAUUUCGAUGGUUGCGCCUGGGGCUCAAAGCUCAUUGGAAUGACCAAGCUGACGAAGCACUCAAGUUUGUCACUGAACAAGGGCGCAUGAAGUUUUUACGACCCAUAUACAGAGACCUGUACGAGUGGAAGGAUAUGCGGAAACAAGCUGUCUCUACUUACGAAGCCAACAAGAGUUCAAUGAUGCACGUUGCUGCCUAUGUUGUUGCCAAAGAUCUUCAUCUGAAUGAGUAGUCGCAGGUUUAUCAUCUAGUAGAAAAGAUUUUUGCAUGUGGAAAGUGUUUUUAUAUUUGGGAUAAAAUGUCUGAAAUUGUAGUCGUUAUAUUUUGAAAACGUUUUUAAAUACAAUUCUACAUUAUGGAGUACGUGCAGACAAAACUUGUAUACUGUAUUUCUCUUUCUUGUUGAUCUAGUAGUUUUUAGUCAAUCCUUUUUAUUUUAUUCACAGAGAUGGAAAAUUUUAUUUACCCUGACUUGAAUAGAGUGAAUACCAUUCCUGUUAACCCUUUGAGGGUUUUCGUCGUACUAGUACGUCUUACGCGUAGGGGUUUUUGACGUACUAGUACUCAUAAAUUCUAGCGACCUCAAAUCUAGUGGGAGAAAGCUGGUAGGCCUUCAUAUGAAAGAAUGGGUCUAUGUGGUCAGUGUGCACAGUCUAAAAAAAAUCCUGCAGCACACGGUGCAUAAUGAGAAAAAAAAAACUUUUUCCAUUUUUUUUUAAUAAAUCAGCGACUUUGCAGUGUAUUUUCGUAUAGUAUUUAUUGUUGUAUUCUAGUUUUCUUGGUCUCAUUUUAUAGAAUGGAAGACAUAUUACUGAAAUUGAGAUGAUUUUGACUGGUUUUACAAUGAAAGGUGCCUUGAAAUUGAGCUCAAAGUAGCAGAAAUGUUCGAUUUUUACCAAACUUCAAAAGUAAACAAAUCGUGCCAAGCGUGCAAUACACGUCAACUGGUGAGUCUAAUAUUCUUUCACAAGUGCACCAAUAAU